AUGGAGGAGGACGUUCUGGACAAACUCGAGGACAUGGCGUCGGUGCAGGACUUCGACCCCCUCACGGGCAGCAUCCCGGCCACCAAAGUGGAGAUCACGGUCUCCUGCAGGAAUCUUUUGGAUAAAGAUACAUUCUCCAAGUCUGACCCAUUGUGUGUGCUGUAUACUCAGGGCAUAGAGACCAAGCAGUGGAGAGAGUUUGGCAGGACAGAAGUCAUUGACAACACCUUGAACCCCGACUUUGUGCGGAAGUUCAUCCUCGAUUACUUUUUUGAAGAGAAGCAGAAUUUGCGCUUUGAUCUUUAUGAUGUAGAUUCCAAGAGUCCAGACCUGACCAAACAUGAUUUCCUUGGUCAAACAUUCUGUACUCUGGGGGAGAUUGUUGGAUCACCAGGAAGUCGCUUGGAGAAGCCUUUGAUAAUGGGAGCAUUUACAUUACAUUCCAAAACUGGGAAGCCUAUGCCAUCUGUCUCCAAUGGAGAAAUUCCGGGGAAAAAGUGUGGCACCAUCAUUCUCUCAGCUGAAGAACUGGGCAAUUGUAGGGAUGUGGCCACAAUGCAAUUCUGUGCCAACAAGCUGGACAAGAAAGACUUCUUUGGGAAAUCAGACCCUUUCAUGGUAUUCUUCAGAAGUAACGAAGAUGGAACAUUUACCAUUUGUCAUAAAACUGAAGUGGUGAAGAACACUCUGAAUCCAGUAUGGCAAUCAUUUGCUAUCCCUGUGCGAGCCUUGUGCAAUGGAGACUAUGACAGAACCAUAAAAGUAGAGGUAUAUGACUGGGAUCGAGAUGGUAGUCAUGAUUUCAUUGGAGAGUUUACAACCAGCUAUAGAGAACUGGCACGAGGACAAAGCCAGUUUAAUGUCUAUGAGGUGGUAAAUCCCAAAAAGAAAAUGAAGAAAAAGAAAUACUCUAAUUCAGGAACAGUAACAUUGCUGUCAUUUGCCACUGAAUCAGAACAUACGUUUCUAGAUUACAUCAAAGGAGGGACACAGAUCAAUUUCACAGUGGCCAUUGAUUUCACAGCUUCCAAUGGCAAUCCUUCUCAGUCUACCUCCCUUCAUUACAUGAAUCCAUACCAGCUCAAUGCAUAUGCCAUGGCACUGAAGGCUGUUGGGGAGAUCAUCCAGGACUAUGACAGUGAUAAAAUGUUCCCAGCGCUUGGGUUUGGAGCCAAGAUUCCCCCCGAUGGGCGUGUCUCUCAUGAGUUCCCUUUGAAUGGCAACUGUGACAAUCCUCACUGUAGUGGAAUAGAAGGAAUCCUUGAAGCAUAUCACCAGAGCCUCAAGACUGUGCAGCUCUAUGGCCCAACUAACUUUGCACCAGUGGUCAACCAUGUGGCUGGAUAUGCCUCGGCUGUGCAAGAUGGCUCCCAGUAUUUCGUUUUACUCAUCAUCACGGAUGGUGUGAUAUCAGACAUGGCUCAGACAAAAGAAGCAAUUGUCAAUGCUGCCAAACUUCCAAUGUCUAUAAUAAUUGUGGGUGUUGGACAGGCUGAAUUUGAUGCAAUGGUGGAAUUGGAUGGAGAUGAUGUUCGGAUCACAUCUCGUGGAAGGACUGCUGAACGUGACAUUGUCCAGUUUGUACCAUUCCGCGAUUACAUUGACCGCACUGGCAACCACGUCUUGAGUAUGGCACGGCUGGCUAAGGACGUGCUGGCUGAGAUUCCAGACCAGUUCAUCUCCUACAUGAAGGGGCGUGGCAUCAAACCUAAUCCAGCUCCACCUCCUUACUUUCCCUCAAGCCACACCCUUCAGACCGAAAUCUGAAGAU
Pseudonaja textilis is the source of this 1771-nucleotide messenger RNA. NCBI's taxonomy places the organism in Eukaryota, Metazoa, Chordata, Lepidosauria, Squamata, Elapidae. The record is from RefSeq and is a predicted model, not a curated record.